CACACCUGAACCCCACACACCUGGACCCAGCACACCUGGACCCGAAACACCUGGACCCAACACACCUGGACCCGGCACACCUGGACCCAACACACCUGAACACAGCACACCUGGACCCGGCACACCUGGACCCAGCACACCUGGACCCCACAACCUGGACCCGGCACACCUGGACACCAGGAUUUGGCCAGAAGACAGUCCGUCUGCUCCUCCCCGGGCUCCUCAGAGACUGCUCGGCCAUGACCACGGCGUGGUACCGGCCCACGUGGGACCUGGCCCUGGACCCGCUGGUGUCGUGCAAGCUGUGCCUCGGCGAGUACCCGGUGGAGCAGAUGACCACCCUGGCCCAGUGCCGCUGCGUCUUCUGCACGCUGUGCCUGAAGCAGUACGUGGAGCUCCUGAUCAAAGAGGGAUUCGAAACCGCCAUCAGCUGCCCGGACGCCACCUGCCCGAAGCAGGGCCGCCUGCAGGAGCACGAGAUCGAGUGCAUGGUUGCGGCUGAAAUUAUGCAAAGAUAUAAAAAGCUACAAUUUGAAAGAGAGGUGCUGCUGGACCCCUGUCGGACCUGGUGCCCGGUGUCCACCUGCCAGGCCGUGUGCCAGCUCCCGGAGAUGGGGCUGCAGACGUCCCAGCCGGUGCAGUGCAAGGCCUGCGCCACGGAAUUCUGCUCCGCCUGCAAGGCCAGCUGGCACCCCGGCCAGGGCUGCCCGGAGACCAUGCCCAUCACCUUCCUUCCCGGGGACACCAGUUCGGGGUUCAGGCUGGAGGAGGACGACGCGCCCAUCAAACGCUGCCCCAAGUGCAAGGUCUACAUUGAGCGGGACGAAGGCUGCGCCCAGAUGAUGUGCAAGAACUGCAAGCACGCCUUCUGCUGGUACUGCCUGGAGUCCCUGGACGACGACUUCCUCCUCAUCCACUACGACAAGGGGCCCUGCAGGAGCAAGCUGGGCCACUCCAGGGCCUCUGUGAUCUGGCAUCGGACACAGGUCGUGGGCAUUUUUGCCGGAUUUGGGCUCCUGCUCUUGGUGGCCUCGCCCUUCCUGCUCCUGGCCACCCCCUUUGUACUUUGCUGCAAGUGCAAGUGCAGCAAAGGCGACGACGACCCGUUACCCACCUAGAGGAAGGCACGACGCGGGAGCGAGACCCCUGCCUCCGGGAGGCCGGACUCUCCCCCUCCCCUCCCCUGCUCACUAAACAUCCUCUUGCCUUAUGUGCCCGCUGAGCUUCAAUGUCCCGCGGGUGCCGGGACGGGGGCUGACGUCAGAGCGUCUGCUGAGGCCCCAGUGGAGUCACCGAGGCCUGGGGGGGUGG
Molecule: messenger RNA, 1311 nt
Organism: Myotis daubentonii (Daubenton's bat)
Lineage: Eukaryota; Metazoa; Chordata; Mammalia; Chiroptera; Vespertilionidae
Gene: RNF144A
Product: ring finger protein 144A
Biological process (GO): protein ubiquitination
Molecular function (GO): ubiquitin-protein transferase activity; zinc ion binding
Source: RefSeq, a predicted model, not a curated record